CAAGCAUGCUGAGUGCUUACUCUUUGGCCUAAAACAACUACUCCAACAUCAGCCGUUCUUACCAAUUAUAAGUGACGUGUAUGGAGGACCAAAACCUAGAGGUGUGUAAGCUAGUGGAGAAGAUCUCCCGUCUCCACGCAGCCAUCUCAAAGCUGCCAUCGCUAAGUCCGUCCCCUGAGGUCGACGCUCUGUUCACGGAGCUCGUCGCGACGUGCGUCCCGUCAAGCCCGGUUGACGUGACCAAGCUCAGCCCAGAGGCGCAGGAGAUGCGGGAGGAGCUCAUCCGCCUCUGCUCCGCCGCCGAGGGGCACCUGGAGGCGCACUACUCCGACAUCCUCACGGCCUUCGACAGCCCGCUCGACCACCUCGACCGCUUCCCCUACUACGAGAACUACGUCAACCUGAGCAAGCUGGAGCACGGGUUCCUGGCGCGCCACGCGGCGGCGCCGGCCCGGGUGGCGUUCAUCGGGUCAGGCCCGCUGCCGUUCAGCUCGCUCUUCCUCGCGACGAACCACCUGCGGGGCACCCGGUUCGACAACUACGACCGGUGCGCCGCGUCCAACGACCGGGCGAGGAGGCUGGUGGCGGCGGCGGAGGAGGGCGUGCGCGCGCGCAUGGCGUUCCACACGGCCGACGUCGCGGACCUCACGGCGGAGGAACUCGGCUCGUACGACGUGGUUUUCCUGGCGGCGCUCGUGGGCAUGGCUUCCGAGGAGAAGGCCGAGGCCAUAGCGCACCUGGGGAAACGCAUGGCGGACGGGGCCGCGCUCGUCGUACGGAGCGCGCACGGGGCGCGAGCGUUCCUGUAUCCUGUUGUGGACCUCGAUGAUAUCAGGCGCGGCGGGUUUGAGGUUCUGGCCGUGUACCACCCUACCGGCGAUGAGGUGUUCAACUCGUUCAUCGUUGCUCGCAAGGUAGAGAUAUCCGGCACAAAAUGAGUGGUGAGAUUGGUGGGCAUAGGCAUGCGCUACACCGGCAAUGGUGCGCCAGUCCUCCAAGUGCGCACUUAUUGACCGAUUUGACCCAGGCCUUGCUAGAUCUCGCCACCAUGACCAUCCCCCCUUCCACGACAGCUUGAUACUAGGAGACAGACAUAGCGGCCCAUAAAACGCGCAUCAGCGACCACAAGCAGAGCCAUGACGGCACGUGUUGGAAAUAGUAUUGCUUUAGAGGCAAUUAUUGGGAUAUAUUUUCUAAUGUAUUCACAAAGUUAUCAAGUUGUCCUAA
This is a messenger RNA of Lolium perenne, 1227 nucleotides long. Its product is annotated as nicotianamine synthase-like 5 protein. Lineage: Eukaryota; Viridiplantae; Streptophyta; Magnoliopsida; Poales; Poaceae. The record is from RefSeq and is a predicted model, not a curated record. Gene Ontology annotation, biological process: nicotianamine biosynthetic process. Gene Ontology annotation, molecular function: nicotianamine synthase activity.